Molecule: messenger RNA, 894 nt
Organism: Aegilops tauschii subsp. strangulata
Lineage: Eukaryota; Viridiplantae; Streptophyta; Magnoliopsida; Poales; Poaceae
Source: RefSeq, a predicted model, not a curated record
AUGCCACGACAAGAGUGGGAGGACCUCAUGUUCUAUAUCUUGCACAACAUCAGGGAAGUUGAGGAAGUGUGGAUGAGUGAUUUCGUUCAAGAGGAAUGGACGGGAAUGAAUCCUCCUACUGAGGCGGAGGCACUUACUCUUCUCCGUCAUGGAAACCCUGGACGUAAAAAUUUUGUUGCUUGGUUCAUGGAGAAAAAAGAGUACCUAAAGGGUUGGGAAGUUGUGUUCAAGGUGUCGCCACAUGGUAAGCUACCGAACCCGAAUGAAGACGAUUACUACAACAUUAACCCCAUGACAUACGAGGGAGUGUUCUAUCAAGAGCAACCUGAUGAUGAUGAUGUGGUUCGUGGAACAUGGGAGGAGAAACUGAAGCGGCCGCUCUCACACAUGCAUGCGUGGGAGAUCGCCCAUACGCGGAAGGACCCCAAGCCUGGCGAGCCCAAGUACUACGGCAAGAAGACCGCGGGGAGGAAGAAGGCCUACUCCGAAGGGUAUCUGGCGUUACAUCCUGACACACCUGACCCCAUUGCGGCGGAUCUGGACGAAAGGGUGGUGGUGGGCAUGGGGCCGAAGGAGCAUGGUCGGGAGGCGGUUCUCGAUGCUGUGAUCACUCCGUCUAUCUCCUACACACAGCUCCGUCGGAUCGACCCGACCCUGAGCCAGCGCACGAGCACGCGCAUGAGCAGUGCACCGUCACUGUCCCUCUUUCAGGAGCAGCAAACUGCCUACAUGGAGUACACACGCCAGGAGACCAUGGCGUGGCACGACCGCCUUCAUGCAUACCAUCAGCAGAGGGAUCGCGAGAUGCAGCACGCUUUUCAGGAAAUGGCGGCCGGCAGGUGUCCUCAAUGGCCAUCAGCAGAGGGUCCUCCCCAGCACAACCAGUGCUGCUGA